AUGGCUUCCUCUGGCUCCAAGGCGACAAAGGGGGAUAUGUUCAUCGAUGAUCUGACACACAUACAGAGCUUCCUGAGCACACAGAAGCGCACCGUGAAGAAAGAAGCGUUCAAAAAGAUGCUAGACAACCAAGUUGGUUCUUGGGUCGCAAGAAUCAACAAUACCAACAUCCAACCAGCAGAAGCUGCAACCAUAGGAGAGUUGCUGGGUGAGGGUCCAUGGUUUGAUGAGCACCAUGAGCUUCUGUCAGAUGCUCUAGCAUCUAAAAUGGCAGGAGCCGCAUCUGGCGACAGUUCCACACAGAGACGACCACUUCAGACCUUGAAUUGCUUCGCUUCCUAUUUGACCGAGAGUGAUUUGAAGCUCUUGUCAGACCCAGAAGUUCACAACGUCAACAAGGUCCAAAAGUUGGUCGCCAAGUGUGUAGCUUUGGGACUUCACUUGCCCAAAGAGACCACCACCAAACAGAUCAUCAAAACAGCUAUCGACUGCGGCAUGAAGGUGGCGCCUGGACCGGAGACGUUGAGGAUUGUGAACGAGUUCAAGCAGCAGUUAAAGAGCAAAGUCAAACACCUGGCAAAGGUGCCUUUGCCAGAGAAGUUUCCUGAUGACCCUGCCAAUCUCCCCAAGGAUGUGUUCAAUAGGGUCUUUGAAGACGAGCAGCCAUCUCCGCCCAGGCAGAACUGUGCAGGAGCAGAAUCGGCAAUAGUGGUCGCCAGAAAGUCACAUGCUUCGGUGAAGAAGGCGUUGCCCUUCCAGGACAACAACCCCAUGGCUGCUAUGAUGAGCCAAAUGAACCAAAUGAUGCAGCCAAACAGUGGUAGCGGUGGAAGUGGUGGAAUCAACCCUAUGAUGUUGAUGUUUGCUGGUAUGCAACAGCUCAUGGGGGGCGGAGAACUUGGAGAAACCUCUAGUGUGCGCAACUUGCAGAUCUUCGGCGGGAAGAAACGGCAAAAGACACUCAGCAAUGUCGCAGACGCAAGCCUGACAGAUCCCAAGGGCUUGCCAGACAAGGCGCAGGUACUUCCAGUGGAAGAUGGGCCGGUUGAAGGGCAAGAGGAAGAAGAUGAAGAAGACGAUACUCAGACUAGUCAGAGCAAGAAGAAAACCAUGUCAGGAGGAAAACAUGAUCGGAAGCCAAUGUUUAAGCUUGAGCUUGGCAGUGGCGUGGACCCGAAGGCCACCAAGGAGCCUUCCGACUAUGCGAAAUUGUUCGCUGCAAGCGUCAAGAGCCGUGAGCGCGCCCGUGCAGUGGUUAAGAGACCUGCAGCAUCCCCAGCAGAAGCAGUUGAAAGUCCUCGCAAGAGCAUGAAAAAGGCGGAAACUGCUGUGAAGAAGCCACCUGCGCCUAAGAAAAAAGCUGACAAGAAGAAAGCUGCUGCUCCCGCAACAGCAGAGCCUGCGCCCAAGGAGCCGGCCGAGCGCGUGAAUCUAGGUCCCAAGCCCCCGCCGCCAGAUCCUUGGACUGGGACAUUCUACUGGGGGAGUGGGAAAGUGCACAAGAACCCCAAGUCCGCAUGCUGGCGGGCAUUCGUGCACAAGACAGACAAAAAUGAUCGAAAGGUGAAGCUUGGAGAUGACCUCACUGCAUCGUUUCACCGUGCCCUUGAAAUCAUCGAGGAGGGCAUGUCCCAGAGGGGUUUGUGA
Durusdinium trenchii is the source of this 1647-nucleotide messenger RNA. Lineage: Eukaryota; Dinophyceae; Suessiales; Symbiodiniaceae. The record is from the annotation of a GenBank genome assembly.